AUGGGCGAAGCAGGCGCUGCCUUCACCCCCAAAGCAGAGAGCCACAAGUAUGGGGCUCCCACUCUGUGCCCUCCCCUUUACUCACGAGAUCUCAGCAAGACCAGGAAGCGGCCCAGAGGCGAGCCCUUGGUCCUUGCUCCGCCUAAGGAGGGUCUGGCCCCCAGCAGUCUGCUGGGGAAAGACGGAGGAUCAGGCGGGGGCUUUCUCCCCCGCAGACUGGGGGUGCCGGCUGGCGCCUGCCGCACAGGGCACUCUGUGGUCAUUGCUCCUGCCGCCCCCACCACGCUUCCUGCCCUUGGCCUGGGUUGUCUCACUGCCAAGUUCCGAAGAGAGAGAGCAGAGCUCACUGUUUCCAGGCUGGGCAGGGUCACGUGCACCCCAGCGUCAUGUCCCAUCUCAGCACUGCCCUCCUCUGUCUUCCAGGCUUUGGGAACCAUCACUGCAGUGCCUGUCACGGGUCCUCAGGUCAGCUCCUUGCAGAGGUUGGCCGGGCAAGGAGCGGCAGUGCUACCUCAGGUUAGGCCAAAGACUCUGAUUCCAGACAGCCUCCCCGUCACCCCAGGCCGGGACCGGCCCCCCAAGCAGCCCCCAACAUUCCAGAAGGCCACCGUGGUCAGCAUCAAGAACCCCAGCCCAGCCCUCCCCACUGCCAACAACACCGUGAGCCAUGUGCCAACGCCCAGCAGCCAGCCCCAGGCCCUGGCCGAGGCCGCCGCCAUCACCUCCCCACUGAGCAGCGCCGGUGUGGCCUACGCCAUCAUCUCCACCGCCCCCAGCAAUGCCGCCGCCAUGGCCCCCAGCACCGCCGUGUCCGUGGUCAGCGACAGCAUCAAAGUCCAGCCCCUCCUCAUUAGUGCCGACAACAAGGUCAUCAUCAUUCAGCCUCAAGUGCAGACGCAGCCCGAGAGCACAGCAGAGUCGCGGCCGCCCACGGAGGAGCCAUCUCAGGGAGCUCAGGCCACCAAAAAGAAGAAGGAGGACCGGCCCCCGAGCCAGGAGAACCCCGAGAAAAUCGCCUUCAUGGUAGCGCUGGGCCUGGUUACGACGGAGCACUUCCCGGCUGACCCGCCUCCACCCUCCCCUCUCUUGCAGAACGAGAUCGCCCACGAUGAGCGCUGUGCUGCCUGCGGGCGAGGGGCCGACCUGCAGCCCUGCGGCGCCUGCCCGGGGGCCUACCACCUCAGCUGCCUGGACCCGCCCCUCAAGUCAGCGCCCAAGGGCGUGUGGGUGUGUCCCAAGUGUCAGCAGAAGGCCUUAAAGAAAGACGAAGGUGUGCCCUGGACCGGGAUGCUGGCCAUCGUGCACUCCUACGUGACCCACAAGACAGUCAAGGAAGAGGAGAAGCAGAAGCUGCUGCAGAGGGGCAGUGAGCUGCAGAGUGAGCACCAGCAGCUGGAGGAGCGGGACCGGCGCCUGGCCUCAGCGGUGAAGAAAUGCCUGGAGCUGAAGACGAGCCUGCUGGCCCGGCAGAGGGGCACCCAGUCAUCCUUGGACCGCCUGCGGGCCCUCCUGAGACUGAUACAGGGCGAGCAGAUGCUCCAGGUCACCAUGACAACCACCAGCCCCGCCCCACUGCUGGCUGGGCCCUGGACCAAGCCCUCAGCAGCCGCCAUGCACUCUGCCCUCCAGCAUCCCCAGGGGCACAACUGACCCCAAGGGACCCAUCUUCACACCCACGGAAAGUCACUGGGACCUUGCUCACAAGACCUGAGGGUUCUGUCAGCCUUAAUUCAUAAACACUAUGAAUUGCAGACAAAAAUAAAACCAGACAGAGACAGAGGAGCGAAGGGAGAAGGAGCUGGAUGAGAAGCCUAGAGCCUGGACGGGUGGGGAUGGAGUCCGACACCCAUCACGUUCAGACGGGACGCCCAGGAGCCAGGUGGGGGCAUACAGUUAGCUCCUGGCUAUUGGGGGGCUGCCAAGGCCUCCGGCUUCUGGGCACAGGUGUCUCCUCGGCCUUGUGCCACCCCCGCAGGAGAAAGAGGGCUGAGGCCCCGGAGGGGCCAGGAGGACUGUGCAGCCCAGGCCCCAGGAGGAAGGCCCGGGGGUCCUGCGGGCGGGGAGCUGGGGCACAACGUAGCUGAGCAGUAGAGGUAGCUGGGGCGAGAGUGGGUAGCAGAUCUAGGUAGAAGCCGCCGCCCUCCCUCACGGGGCCCGCUGGGCGCGAGCCAGGCCCGGCCCCCGCCUCCCAGACGCCCCUGCCCCGCUGUCAGUGUUGCCGUUCCGACCCGCAGCUGUUUAACGUGAAGGAGGCGCCUGGGGGGAUGCCAGGCUCCGCCGCCGCGUCUUGAGAGCCCUGGCUGCCCGCCUCCUUCCUCUGCUGACUCUGGGACCUGUUCUGCUCUCGCUGUCUUUUUCUCAUGGAGUUUUGGGGCAAGAGGGAGCUGCAGCCGUGCCGUGGAGGCGUUUGGUGGGUUUUCUAUUUUGGGUUGAAUCGUUCAACUUCCGACCGAAGCCUUUUGUCUUCUCCCUUCGAAGAGCCGAUAAAGUCUCCCACUCCUCUUGUCUUGCCAGUACAGACACUAUGCCAAAAAGAAACUUUACAUUUUUGUAUGGUGUUUUUAUCGUGAGAUAGUUAAUGUGAAGGGGACACUUGCUACCUUCUUUUUCUGCUCCCAGUGGUCUCUGCUGCCAGGGACCAACGGGAAACCCCUCGGGGGCGGGGUGCUGCCAAACUGGACGGAUCCAGAGGGGUUUGAAGAAGUGGGGUGAGGGCUGGGGAGAAGGGAGGGGUGGCCUUGGGAGACCGGAGAGGCCCUUUUCCUGCCGUCUCCCCCCCCCCCCGAGAGCCGAGGGUGCCCGCCAGCUUACAAGCUGCGGGCUCGUCACACCCUCAGCUUCUCCAGUCCCCAGGGACUUAGCACAACAGGAUGAGCAUCUGGGAGCCACAGGGCUCCCACCCCCAGCAUAUCACACGGUGCCACAUUGCGCUGAACACACGUGUGCGUGUGCAUACGUGGCCCCCGACACGCACGCACACACGCUGCCAGGUGCAGAGCAAGGAGGCUGGCCGGAAUCCCACAGACUGCCAUGGUCCCUCCUGUCAUUUUCACGACUCCGGGAGAAACUGUGCUGUACGAUACAGAUCUAUUUUAAUACACUCAACACUGGGUUGAACAAGAUUUUUAUAUUCUUUUAUUGAUGAACAAAGCGAACUGUGAGACACAUGUCUUAUAUAUUGGUUACUCGAGAUGCCAAUUAUGCAUUACUGCGUGGCUUGCAAUGUAAAUGUCUUCAGGUUCCUUUUCUGUUGGUUUGUUUUUCUUCUUGGAUGGAGUGAAUUAAAUUUUUUAAAAAUGUACUGGGAGGAUAUGAAAGGUUGGACCCAGGAGGGGUAGCUGCCGAUGUGUCUUGAGACUUAGUUUUUUGGACCGAGGAGGACCGUCCAAUGGAUAGUGAGGAUAGAGAAAAAGUGUUUGUCUUAAAUAUGCUGAUGUAGUUUCCCUUCUGUACGAUGCAUUAAACUCGAUGGAUGAUUUCAAAGUCCUGCGGUUUGUUUCCUUGCCUUCGUCGGAAAAACCUCUGGGAGCACAUGGGGCAGGGAGGUGGAAAUCGGAGAGGCUGAAAAUCAGCGUUCUGCCCUCGCCCCACCCUGACAGAGGGAGGGAGGUGGGGGAGGCUCUCAGGCGCCUUCCAUGCACUGGUCCCCUUAGGAGGUGGCAUGUGCACCUGUUAGGACCAGGAUUGAUGGUCACAAGUAACAGAAACUCAGGCCAGGUGCCAUGUCCACACCCUCCCUCCCUCCCUCCCUCUCAGCAUCAACAU
Messenger RNA from Vicugna pacos (alpaca), 3765 nucleotides. NCBI's taxonomy places the organism in Eukaryota, Metazoa, Chordata, Mammalia, Artiodactyla, Camelidae. The record is from RefSeq and is a predicted model, not a curated record.